CUCAGCCCCGCGAAAAAAAUUAAUUUUUUUUCCAAGGCUCUUAGAAAAAGACCAAAAGGAAAUUAAUUUAUAUUUUUAAAAGAAAAAAGAAGAAGAAGAAGAAGAAGAGAAAAGCCCACCCUAACAAAUCCAAAAAAUUGAGUCUUUUCAUUAAUCAUAAUUUGGUUUUGUUUGGAUCUAUAGAAAAUCCGGAAUGCGAAAGAAGCGAGCGUUUCAUUUUCUGAAUCGAGUGAUCGAAGGUUAAAGACAAAGAAGCUGAAGGAGAGAUUUUUAUUCAACUGAGAGAAACAGAGAAAAGGGGAAAAAAAGGAGCAAUGGCGGGAGGAGGGAGAAGAUUCGAGAUUGGUUACGCGUUGUUGCCGAAGAAAGAGAACAGUUUCAUUCGAGAAUCGUUGGUGAAGCAAGCGAGGUCACAUGGAAUCGAUCUGGUUAAGAUCGAUAUGGGACGUCCUUUGGCUGAUCAAGGGCCGUUUGAUUGCCUGCUUCACAAGUUGUACGGUGAGGAUUGGAGGAGUCAGCUCGAGGAUUUCCGUUCUCAAAACCCUAAUGCUGUAAUCAUUGAUUCUCCUGCUGCAAUCGAACGGCUCCACAAUAGGAUUUCGAUGCUCCAGGUGGUGUCCGAACUCAAGAUCGAAAAUCAAAGCGAAACCUUUGGGAUCCCUAAACAGAUCGUGAUUUACGAUCGGGAAACCUUGUUUGAUAACCAAGCUUGGGAAUUGCUUAAGUUUCCUGUUAUUGCGAAGCCCUUGGUAGCUGAUGGGAGUGCCAAAUCGCACAAAAUGGCUCUCGUUUUUAACCAUGAAGGGUUAAACAAGCUUAAACCCCCGAUUGUUUUGCAGGAGUUUAUUAACCAUGGAGGGGUUAUUUUCAAGGUUUAUGUGGUUGGGGAAUAUGUGAAAUGUGUUAAAAGGAAGUCAUUACCAGACGUUUCGGAGGAGAAAUUGAAUAGUUUACAAGGCUCUCUAUCGUUCUCUCAAGUAUCCAAUUUGGCUACUCAUCAGAAAAGUGAUGAUAAGUACUAUAAGAUGAUGCAUUUGGAGGACACUGAAUUGCCACCACAGAGUUUCAUGACGGAUAUUGCUAAGGGGUUGAGAAGGGCAAUGAACUUGAACUUGUUUAAUUUUGACGUGAUAAGAGAUACCCGAUUCGGAAACCGUUAUCUCAUUAUCGACAUCAACUAUUUUCCGGGUUAUGCAAAAAUGCCAGGAUAUGAAACUGUUUUGACUGAUUUCUUUUGUGAUAUGGUCUAUAGGAAGGAAAGGCAAGUGGUAGUGGAGAAGGAUUCAGUUGAGGAGUAUAGCCAGGAGGCGGUGGUAGGGACUGAUGGAAGGCUGGUUCUUAGUUGUGAGAAAGAAAUAAGGAAAAUUGUGCCCAAUUCUUGCUGUAGCGAUGGGGAAGAAAUGGAGAACUCUAUCCAAGUUUGACACAGCUUUUAGGCUUCUUGACUAUGAGAAAGGCAUAGCUCAGUCCGUUUUCAGAGGGUUGCUGCAAUUGUACAAGGAAUGGGAUCCUAGUGGCUCGUGGAGGCAAAGCCAAUUUCACAUUUUCCAUUUUUUAGACAUCAGUUUGAUACAAUGUUGAAAUAGCUAGGUUGGGAACUUUUGAGUUUAGUUGUAGCUUCUUGACAACAGUUACAUGGUAUGAAGUGCUAAUCAUGUAUAUUCCGUCCACCAACUUCUGGAGAUAGGUACUUUUCAAAACUCUUUGACGUUUUAGGGAACUUAAGUUGUACUUUGAGGCUUUUAAGUUUUUUUUUCUCAGUAAUUGUUAUAGAUUUGAACUUUGGCAAAUAGAUUCAUUUUAAUCUUCUUGAUUUUUACCAAUGAUAAUUUCAUUUCAAUUUUCCUUUACUUUUUACUUGCAUUGUCUAAAUUAUUUGCUCCUUUACAUGUUCGAUUGAGCUUAGUUUUGAAGAAUUGAUUGCUACAACUCCAUUAGGUUUUUCUUCUUUGAAGUAACGAUUUGGUAGUCCGUUACGGUGUCAUCCGAAUCUUUGCCUAAAAUGAUUAUAAGGAAAGGAAUGCAACUGCAUUCCCCUAUUAGCUUUUGUAAACUUGCUGUAUAAUUUGGCACACUCUGAAGCUUAGCUUCAGGAGAUAGUUCAUAUUCACUGCUAUGGUUUGUGGAUAAUCGGUAUGUUGAAUAUCAGGUAUGAUUCCUUAGAAACGUUAUCUGUUUUGAACAGGGUUUCCUUCUUUUCCCUUAAAGAUUAAUUUUGGUAAGUGCUUCUAGUUUGCAGGCUAUGUUGCAAACAAAAGCAUUGAGUACCUUAAUGGAUUAAAAAUGUCAAUUUCUUUUCUUUUUUAAUUCUCUCGAUGAGGAAAACUUUUUAGAUUUGCAUGCCAAGUGAAUGGUUUAUUCGUAUUGGAUUAAUUGCAGAUAACUGUUAAUGAUUGAUGAGAAUUAUUAGAAUGGAGGAAAGGUUUUGAUUUACUCUAGGGUUUACUAACAUGGGAUUAGGGUUAUCUUUGUUGCAUGGCCUGAUAUCUCGGAAAGGAUGUGGGGAAUGUGAAAUCUGUUGACACGUAAACCUUAUGCAAAAUCAUGCUGGUUUUACAUAACUGUGUUUUCAUUUGUCCUGUUUCCGCAUCCUGUUUUUAUGGCAUUUAUCGCAUUUGUUAUGACUGCCAACAGUUUCUACUGCUGUCGAAAAUGACAAACCCUGUUUUUUUUUUGGAUCUGAAUGCCUUUUUUAGCAGUUUAUGUUUCCACCAUAAUUGGUCAUGGUGACAGCUUUUAUAAUCGUACUUUCAACAAGCUGAUUCCAGCAAAAAAGUAUUGGCUAGGAAUAUAUGAACACUUGUUUUCGUAACGUGGAUGUUUGAAGUGUAACCUUAUAUAGAAAUGCUCAUGCUUUGUGUAUCUCUACUAGUGUUCUCAAAUCCCAUAUUUGUACGGCUGCCGAUUGCAACAACCGUGAUGUUUUCCAUCUUCAGCCCUUUUCUAUUGUUUGGAUUCCUCAUAAUAUUAUUGUUUUUCACUGUGAUGCUUUAUAAUGCUAAUGCUUGCAUGUUAUGUAUGUAUGUACAGUGACACAAUGCUCUAGUUUGUUGUCUUUCCGGAUUCUAAGUGCCAAAUUCUAGGUUUAUUGUCUUUCCGGAUUUGUCGCCACUGCCGAGUCUUACUAUCAAAGGAAACUUUUUAAAUGGUUUUGCUUUGAUGAGUCCACAAUAUUUGCUUCUUGGACAUUGAAAUAGAGCAUUGUUCUAAUGAAGUUGUGUUUUAGCUGAUGUGUAAUUUUUUUUUUCUGCUGUAAUUGAUGUGAAUUUGGAUUGUUUGUAUUCUGCUGAGGCCUUUACAGGAAAAAGAACAUAUAUUUUUAGCUGUUAAAAUCAGGUCUUUGCCUACACUAGGGUUAAUUUCUUUAAAAAAUUAUAUUCUAAAAAUAAUGCCAUUAUCAGAACAGGCAAAAAAAUACCUGAAAAAAAUUAUAUUAAUAAACUAGCAGAAAGCAGGGUAACAAAUAACAAAGGAGAUGGAAAAAAGAGAAAACAUAAGGGAUAACUUUGUAAAACUCACAAUAGAAGCUACAACAAGCACGAUCCAAAAGGCAUUUUUGACAAAACUAUCUCCAUUUAUUCGACAUUACAUAUAAGAAAGGCCAGAAAUUCAAUAUUUUCAUGCUCUGUUUUUUUUUUUAACUAGAAAACUCUACCAAUUGAUAACUGCAAUGUACAGUUUGAUAUGAAAACCAUGUAGGAUGAUCGAAAGACCGGAGCUGGUCACUCUCUGUUGAUAAUUAGUCCACCGCAAGAAGCUGGGGUGGGAGCGGUCUUUGCAGCCUGUUCAGAAGCAUUGGCUAAAGCCUGCAACAUUCUCAAAAUCUCGCUUCGGUCUUCCACGUAGUAUUUGGCUUUGCUCGGUUUCUGGCCGACAGUGCAAGCAAACACCUCGGCAACCGGGGAGAGACGGGGACUGGUCUUUGCACGCAUGAUCACCUCGAACAUGUCCUCGUCUGACCGGUCAUCUCCGAUACAAAGAACGAAAUCCGGAAGCUUUCCUUUUUGUCUCAUUGUCGUGAGAAGAUGUUCGGCAACGAGGCCCUUGUUCACACCCUGCGAAAUUAACAGCACGAAGCAAUUACAAGUUGUAAAACCCUGCCCUGAUCAGUUACGUUUUAAGAGUAAUGAUGGAGAUUGAUAUGCCAUUGUGUAUGUACUAACCUGAGGUUUAACUUCUACAACGUGCUGGCCACUCUUAACUGAAACCGGCUCGUUAGCAAGAACGCUUUCGAGGUGAUCUAAAAGCUCCUUAGCCUGGCAAAAUCCAAAAUCAGGAUCGGCAUACAGGUAAUUCCACACAAGCGCACUCUCUUUCGUCUCGAUGGUAGAACCAUCUGUUGUUUCAGUGUAUAAUUUCAUCACCGGCUCAGCAAUCUGCUUCCAAUCAAAGUCAGGCAGCGAGACACAUGUUUCCCAAUCUGAAUCAUGGUUCGGCCUG
This is a messenger RNA of Gossypium raimondii (Peruvian cotton), 4440 nucleotides long. RefSeq names its product inositol-tetrakisphosphate 1-kinase 1. Gene Ontology annotation, cellular component: cytoplasm. The record is from RefSeq and is a predicted model, not a curated record. The transcript has a single exon. Bases 315 to 1424 code for a protein of 369 amino acids. Gene Ontology annotation, molecular function: ATP binding; inositol-1,3,4-trisphosphate 5-kinase activity; inositol-1,3,4-trisphosphate 6-kinase activity. Gene Ontology annotation, biological process: inositol trisphosphate metabolic process. Lineage: Eukaryota; Viridiplantae; Streptophyta; Magnoliopsida; Malvales; Malvaceae.